AUUCAUACUAAUCACGAUUCGCGAUUACGCAUUUCACUCAUUUUACUCAUUUUAGCAUUUACAGCUGCGAUUAACCAUCGUACGGCGAUACACGUUCAAAGUGUGCAUUCAACUUCAGUUUCGUCAACGAUCGUAGUUUUCUCUUCAACGAAUACUUCCAGUCAGUUUAAAAAUGUGGGGCGACGAUGAAGGUGGAUUUAAUGUCACUAUGACACAAAGUCCAACAACAGCAUCUGGAGUAGAACCAAAACAAAAUACUGUUAUUUCUGUAGCUAUUCGUGAAUUGCUUGAUAGUAACGAAGAAAACAAAAAUACACAUGUUGUAGUUGUUGGAAUUGUCAAGCAGGUUGAAACACAGACGUUAAAGAAUAUGUUUACAAUUGAAGACAACACUGGUCGCUUGUUAUGUAUUCAAUGGGGAGAUGAGAACGAAUUGUCAAGAUAUCCUAAGUUGAUUGAAAACGCAUAUUUUAAAGUAGUUGGUAGUAAAAGAAUUCAAAAUGACAAAGUCACACUGCUUUGUCAUAGUGUAAGACCUUUAGAAAGUCUUAAUGAAUUAACUCAUCAUUUAUUAAGUAUUAUUGCGUUACCAUAUCAAACCGAGGAAAUCAAUAUGGCUAGUGGGACUCAGCAGUCUACUGCAUCAAACCAAAAGGACUUCUUAAUCAGUGGUGAUAAUACUAAUGGAUUUAUGGAUACCACUAACAAUUUAUCCCUGAACCCAAGACAAUUAAAGGUUUAUACAGUGAUAAAGAGAUGCCAAGAUGAGGCUGGUUAUUCAGCAUCAGAUAUUCAAAAAAUACUUCCAGAGAAAAUGUCGUUGUCAGAAAUAGAAAAAAUUCUUUCAUUUUUUAUUGAAGAGGGACAUAUUUUCUCGACCAUUGAUGAGAAUCAUUACAAAGUCACUGAUUUCGGAAGUUAAUUGUUUAAUUUUUUGUACCUAUUAACACUUUUUAAGAAAUUGUAAACUAUGAAAUAAGUUAUCAUUUAAGCACAAUAAUUUUAAUGUACAAUAUCACUAAUACAGUAAAUUUUUAUUACUAAAAAUAAUCAAUACA
Molecule: messenger RNA, 1058 nt
Organism: Rhopalosiphum maidis (corn leaf aphid)
Lineage: Eukaryota; Metazoa; Arthropoda; Insecta; Hemiptera; Aphididae
Gene: RPA2
Product: replication protein A 32 kDa subunit-B
Exons: 4
Coding region: 173-922 (249 amino acids)
Biological process (GO): nucleotide-excision repair; double-strand break repair via homologous recombination; DNA replication
Cellular component (GO): site of double-strand break; chromosome, telomeric region; DNA replication factor A complex
Source: RefSeq, a predicted model, not a curated record